Messenger RNA from Tricharina praecox, 519 nucleotides. RefSeq lists its product as uncharacterized. Lineage: Eukaryota; Fungi; Ascomycota; Pezizomycetes; Pezizales; Pyronemataceae. The coding region runs from base 27 to 428 and encodes 133 amino acids. The record is from RefSeq and is a predicted model, not a curated record. The transcript has 2 exons.
CGAUCUAUCAACUUGCCCGAAUCAAAAUGACUAUAUGUAUGAAGACACGAACAAGGGAACGGCGACUACCUACCGUUCCUCCAACCGCAUUGAAGUUCAUUUUAUUGUCGGCCGCCGGCGGAGUUGUGGAAUGUGCCGUAUAUGAUACCUCGGGGCAAAAACAGAGAUCCCGUCCCCAAUAUCGUCCGUUGAGUUCCUGCAAUACGCAUGAAAUCUCCGUAGUUCAUUCGUUCGGCGCGGGUCGGAAGAUCAUAUAUAUCGUGGCUCCAGGAUUCAAGGCCUAUCCUGUAGGCUGUAGCCACUUGGCCACUCUCGUCCGCAUCUCCCCCAGCAACGGCGUCGAGUACCUGAAGAUCCACCAGGAGCAGCAGAUAUGGCGACUUUUUGCGGCGGUAUGUUCUCUGUGUACGGUUGACCGUUGUACCUGAGAUUCUAUACCCGGACCGCACGCCUGGUAUGAGAAACCGGGCUGGAGUCUGGACGAUAUCAUCGCCGGCUGGGUGGCACUCACACCUAGCU